ACUUUUUUGCAGAAAAUGUCGAAAAUUACAAAACAGUGUUAAGCUGCAAUCUUAUUAUAAUUUAAGAUAUAUAAGGUUCGAUAGUGACCAGGACCAGCAUCAGUCCCUGAGUAACACUCCACCAACAAGCACAGCUUAAGCAAAACAACAUGUUCAAGUCUAUUGUAUUAGCCGCUGUACUCGGAGUUGCUAUUGCGCAACCACAACAUGCUCAACACUACAGCACUCCAGAAGCUACUGCAGAAAUCAAGAGCUUCGGCAGCGACAUUCACCCAGAUGGAUCAUACCAAUAUGCAUUCGAGACCACCAACGGAAUCUCCCAACAAGAACAAGGUGUAGGUGGACACCAGGCCCAAGGGGCCUCUUCCUAUGUAUCACCCGAAGGAAUCCCAAUCCAUCUUACCUACACCGCCGAUGAGAAUGGUUUCCAUCCACAAGGUGACCACAUUCCACAAGUCCCAGAUUACAUCUUGAGGGCUUUGGAUUGGAUCGCAGCACAUCCAUACAAAGAAGAAUAUGUUGUUAAGAAAGCUUAAGUUAAUUUACAAACAUUUGUAAAUUUGGUGAUUUAGUUUUUAUAUCUAAUCUUUCGAAUAAAGUAUUAUUUUAAAUUGAA
Molecule: messenger RNA, 616 nt
Organism: Hermetia illucens (black soldier fly)
Lineage: Eukaryota; Metazoa; Arthropoda; Insecta; Diptera; Stratiomyidae
Product: pupal cuticle protein-like
Exons: 2
Coding region: 150-536 (128 amino acids)
Cellular component (GO): chitin-based extracellular matrix
Molecular function (GO): structural constituent of chitin-based larval cuticle
Source: RefSeq, a predicted model, not a curated record